Messenger RNA from Prunus avium (sweet cherry), 709 nucleotides. Lineage: Eukaryota; Viridiplantae; Streptophyta; Magnoliopsida; Rosales; Rosaceae. The record is from RefSeq and is a predicted model, not a curated record.
GGAUCAACCAAACCGAAACAAGAUCCGACGGUCCAUAAUCGUCUACGACAUCCCAUUCAUCAGCUUCAGGUGAGUCCGGUUCAUUGGAAGCCCCAAAGCUCUCUCCUUCUCUCUCUCAGCUUCUGUAGUAGCAAGUUGUGUUCGGAGCUGUUCCAAAAUGCUGGCUCGCCUCGCUUCCAAUCGGCUCCACGAGAUCCGUCGGAUUUUCAGUCAGCCUACCCGAUCCUUCUCUACUGCCCUCAACUACCAUCUUGAUUCUCCGGAUAACAAUCCAGACUUACCAUGGGAGUUCAACGAAGCUAACAAACAGAAGGCGAAAGAGAUAAUAUCUCAUUAUCCAUCCAACUACAAGCAAUCUGCAGUGAUUCCUCUGUUGGAUCUUGCACAGCAGCAGCAUGGAGGAUGGCUCCCUGUUUCAGCAAUGAAUGCAGUAGCGAAGGUUAUCGAAGUUGCUCCUAUACGUGUAUAUGAAGUUGCAACAUUUUAUUCAAUGUUCAAUAGGACGAAGGUGGGCAAGUACCACCUUUUGGUUUGUGGCACGACACCAUGUAUGAUUCGUGGUUCACGAGACAUUGAAGCAGCUUUACUGAAUCACUUAGGAGUGAAGCGCAAUGAAGUAACCAAGGAUGGAUUAUUCUCUGUUGGAGAAAUGGAAUGCAUGGUGAGUCUUUUCUUCAACGGUUUAGUGAUCUGAACCUUCAGCUUCUGA